UACGAGUGCGCGCGAGUCUUUGCGUUAUCCAGAUUCUUUGUACCAUUCCUAGCAUACCACAAACAGACAAACUCCUCGUAUUAACGGACCAAAAUCCGUCCUAAUUAUCCAAUAAAGUCGGUGAAGAGGCUCACAUUUUCAAUUUUGAAACAUUGAACACUGAAGUAAACAACAUCAACAGUGAGAUAGUACCGUAGAGUUGCAUUAUAUGUUUGGAUGUUUUGGACAUCAAGAAUGGCAUCACCACCACAUCAUUUCACGCAAAAUUCAAAUAACUAUGAACAAUCAGAUAUGCGUUCUUUUGGACCCUUACCAACGCCCAAUCAAAUACCUACGUCAAAUUCAAUGGAGAGCCUUGUGGCACCCCAAACGACCGAUCCAAUGGACAGUGUGGUGGAAAAUCAAAUGAAUCCGAGCAUCAGUGAACGUGUUCCAAUGAGUAGCAACCAGAGGACUCCUCCUCAUCAUGCUCCAAUCCAAAUGUCUAUGCAUCACAGACCCACGGAGUUUCCACCAGCCUUGAACCACCAUGAGAUUAACCAACAACCUGCAGAUGAAGCUACAACACCUCCCGUUCCCAACCAACAUCGGCUGCGAUUCAAGGCAUCCAAUACUGUAGCUCUUUGUAGAUUUGGUGAGGAAACAGUAAAGUACAUUUUUAGCAGUGUUCAAGAGGUUUUUAAUACUAUCCAGCAGAUUCUGGAUCUAGAUGGUACUCCACAAUGCCUUAGGACCAACAACGAUACCAAGGCCAAACUGCAAGAUCGCCUGCUUACCAUUAGAGUUCUCUUCAAAAGGCUUCGAUAUAUAUACGAAAAGUGCAAUGAAAAUUGUCGGCUUCAAGGCUUGGAGUACAUAAAUAUCGAAAGUUUGAUUUCUUAUAAAGAUGAAGUAGAUCAGAAACGUUAUGAAAGGAAGAAUUCGGACGACUAUAGAUCAGCGUGCGAAGAAAUCGAGGAGAUUAAGGAACAAAUUGUUUUGAGAAAUGAACAGAUAAAAGAAAUUAUUGAUAAUUUGCGUCGGACUAUUAGUGAUAUUAAUACAGUAUUGACAAUGAGGAAGUCUUGAUUAGUUCUUCAGUAUAAAAGAUUCGUGAAGUUGUUUUAUUUGUGUUUUUAAAGUAUCUUUUUCACUAUCUUAUUCAUUCAUAGGGUUACUUAUUUUGAAUAACUUAGUUUUUUUGAAAGUAGAUGUAUUUUUUAUAUGUAUGAUGACAUGUACAUGAUAUUUCUGGGACCAUUCAAAAUAAAUUCAGUAAAAUCAAUAGUAUUG
This is a messenger RNA of Leptinotarsa decemlineata (Colorado potato beetle), 1272 nucleotides long. It is a transcript of the gene scalloped, whose product is annotated as TEA domain transcription factor 1 homolog scalloped. Gene Ontology annotation, cellular component: transcription regulator complex. Lineage: Eukaryota; Metazoa; Arthropoda; Insecta; Coleoptera; Chrysomelidae. Gene Ontology annotation, molecular function: RNA polymerase II cis-regulatory region sequence-specific DNA binding; DNA-binding transcription factor activity, RNA polymerase II-specific. Gene Ontology annotation, biological process: embryonic organ development; hippo signaling; regulation of transcription by RNA polymerase II. The record is from RefSeq and is a predicted model, not a curated record.